Molecule: messenger RNA, 1979 nt
Organism: Microcebus murinus (gray mouse lemur)
Lineage: Eukaryota; Metazoa; Chordata; Mammalia; Primates; Cheirogaleidae
Source: RefSeq, a predicted model, not a curated record
UCAGGCAGAUGCUGAAAGCCUUAUGACCCAUCCUUGGAAGUUCUAGAAUGUCACUUCUGCCACGUGAUGUUGGUUAAGCAAAUGACUAAGGCCAGCCCAGAUUCAGGAGGAAGUGAAUGAGACUUCACCUUUCAGUGGGAGGAGAGAUAAAGAAUUUGCAGCUAUCUUUAAUCAUUCCUGGCAAUCUCCCACUCAUCUUACAAGACUAAAGUUUCAGCUUUGUGAAGCUGCCUUCAGUAGUUUUGUGAAAAAAAAAAAUAGUUUUGUGAAUUCUAUAACACCUUGUCACAGUAGGGACAGAGAAAAAAAGCAUUUGCCAGAUCAAUACAUGCACACUCCAGGGGAUGUGUCAAUUGGCUCAAGCAAUGAAACCGCAUCUGGUACAGCAGCUGCAAUUGGAGUCACCCCUUGGUUAUGCCCAUGAUGAUCGCUGUCAUUCUCCAAGAUCCAUCUGUCCUCUGCACGGGCCAAGCAGAAAUACCACAAUCAACUAGCCAAGGCGAGUCGGGCUGUUGUGAUCACAGCUGACUGUUAUCCAUCCGGGUAAUCCAGCCACCUUGCUUCUGGCAAGUGAUCACCGCUGCCACUUGUCCCUUGCCACCUGAGAUCCUGGAUGUCCUAUGAGAUUUUAUGUCUAACAGGAGAACAGUAAGACUUAUCUCAUUAUGGAUCCAAGCCUGUUGAGAGAAAGGGAGCUGUUUAAAAAACGAGCUCUUUCCACCCCUGUAGUAGAAAAACGUUCAGUAUCUUCUGAAUCAUCAUCAUCAUCAUCCAAGAAGAAGAAAGCAAAGGUAGAACAUGGAGGAUCAUCAGGCUCUAAACAAAAUUCUGAUCAUAACAAUGGAUCAUUUAACUUGAAAGCUCUAUCAAAGAAGAGAUUACAUAGUCAGGCAGAUGGUGUUUUUAUUCCCUCCAUCAAUUUCCUCCUGUGGACGGGCGCGGUAGCUCAGACACGACAUCAGCGAGGAGAUACUUAUCCCCUAACUUUAGAAGAAAUUUUGGAUGAAACACAACAUUUAGAUAUUGGGCUCAAGCAGAAGCAAUGGCUAAUGACUGAGGCAUUAGUCAACAAUCCCAAAAUUGAAGUAAUAGAUGGGAAAUAUGCUUUCAAGCCCAAGUACAACUUGAAAGAUAAGAAGGCGCUACUUAGGCUCUUAGAUAAGCAUGACCAGCGAGGAUUAGGAGGGAUUCUUUUAGAAGACAUAGAAGAAGGACUGCCCAAUUCCCAGAAAGCUGUCAAGGCUUUAGGGGACCAGAUAUUAUUUGUAAAUCGUCCUGAUAAGAAGAAAAUACUUUUCUUCAACGAUAAGAGCUGUCAGUUUUCUGUGGAUGAAGAAUUUCAGAAACUCUGGAGGAGUGUCACUGUGGAUUCGAUGGACGAGGAGAAAAUUGAAGAGUAUCUGAAGCGACAGGGUAUUUCUUCCAUGCAGGAAUCUGGACCAAAGAAAGUGGCCCCCAUUCAGAGAAGGAAAAAGCCUGCUUCGCAGAAAAAGCGACGGUUUAAGACUCACAACGAGCACUUGGCCGGAGUGCUGAAGGAUUACUCCGACGUGACUCCCGGCAAAUAGGGCACCAUUUGCCCCCGAACAAAGAGUUCCGAAUACACAAUCGAGAUCCUUCUGGGUGAUGCCUGGGCUCUGAAGACUGACUGUCUUCCCAUUCUGCUUCCGAGGACUGAGGAGAGGAGCAGCUCAGUUUACAGAACAAGUGCAAAUUACCGAGCUCACAGCUUAUUUUGAUUGAAUGGGCUAAUGAGAUGUGUGAGGCUCUCUGUUAACCUCCUGUUACUUCUUGGGAGAAAGGCGCUUCGCGUGGCUCGCAGGCGUCCUUGCUAUUUAUUUCUACUUCUGAAGGGUGCCCGGUUCCAUUUUUCCUCUUUUAUUACUUUAGAGCAAAAGUUUGCAGAUAGUCUUGAAUGCAAUAUUUGUUUAUUCCAAAGGAACGUAUUUAUAAUAAAAUCAUUGUAGCAGGAUUUUUAA